AUCGCUGUUUGUUUCACUGAUACUGACUACGCAACUGACGGUGCUCUCGCUGCUCGCUGCUCGUAUCCUCGGUAUACUAAAGUCACUAAAUAAAGUAUCUAGUGCCUUUAUGCUAAUUGCAUUCAUCGAAAGAACGAUCUAUUCUCGGUGGACGCAGUAUAGAAUUAUACAUUUUCGGCAAUACAAACCCACCAUUGUUUGUCGUUAGGUGUCAUUGUUCGUGCGAUAAACCAGACGCGAGUAAGCACGAGUGAGUACGACACACGUUAUGUCCGCGUCUUUGUAUAAAUACUGAUAUCGUGGUAUAGCGAUAGCACUAGCUUCAACCAGCCUGUCUCAGUGUCGUGUAGUCAUGUUAUAGUUUAUAACGGUCUCUUUAGGUGUAGGUACCUCGUUUGGUUACGUCCAAGUGUGCAAAAGGAACUGUACCAAGUACUUUUUGUAUUGGUCAGCGCCACAUGAAAAUGCAACCAAUCAAAUUUACUCGCAAUUCUGGAUAAUAGGCGUCACUUGCCCUAGUCUAUUUGAUUAAAUUUAGACUCCGUCCGUAUAAUCCUAUUUUUAUGUUACAGUUAGAAUUCCCGCAAUGCUCGCAAAUCUUUAAUCAAUCCCUCUGCUAUCGUCGAUAUAGAGAUAUUUUGUGAAACCACAUGAAACAGAUUAUACGAUGUGGCCACUGUUGGGUAGAGUUUUAGGUAGAUUUGGCAAUUACAUACAACUUCCUAUUGUUUGUGUCAUUGGCUAUUUGGGGUAUCGUAUAGAAGGAGUGCUAUCCAAUCGUUACACACCCAUGACUGCACCGAUAAAACAACAACGCGAAGAAAGACUAUUGGAGGACAUAGAUUCUACAUCAGUCAAGAAAGGACACCAUCCACUGGAAGUGAAUCUUCCUCCGUCAUUAUCCGUGUAAAUGCACCUGUGUUUUGGUUAAAGACUAGGGUAAAUUACAAACAAAAUGCUACAACGUAGAAUCAAAAAUGUAAUUUUAUAAUAGACUGUAGGUUAAAAUAGAUUACAUCAAUUAUUAUACAUUUUGCCUAUAUGCUGAUGGAAAGAUAAUUUCCAAGAAUACACAUGCUUCAUUCAGUGUAGUA
Messenger RNA from Hylaeus volcanicus, 1094 nucleotides. RefSeq lists its product as uncharacterized. The record is from RefSeq and is a predicted model, not a curated record. The coding region runs from base 668 to 910 and encodes 80 amino acids. Lineage: Eukaryota; Metazoa; Arthropoda; Insecta; Hymenoptera; Colletidae. The transcript has 3 exons.